UUCACUUGCAAUUCCCAUACAUACUGAUACUCUGCUGCGCUCAAAGCUCAACUCAAAGCUCUGCUCCUACAUUUGAGUGAGGUGUCUCUAUGGCGAGUAUACAGUUUGCUUCGUAUGUCCAUGGAGGCGCAACCUCAAUGGAUUCUAAGUUAAAUCUGGCCCAGAUUGGGCAGCGGACUCAAGUGAUGACGCAUACGGGGUUGAGAUUAGUGAAGACGGCUGAGGUGCUUCAAAUGAGAAACAAGGUGAAAGCCAGUGCUAAACAGUGGAAGAAUGUAGACACAAAGAUCAUAUGUGGAACUGGGAUGAACUUGGUUUUUGUGUCGGCCGAGUGUGGCCCGUGGAGCAAGACUGGAGGCCUUGGGGACGUUGUUGGUGGACUGCCUCCAGCCAUGGCUGCAAAUGGACACAGAGUCAUGACUGUGUCCCCACGUUAUGAUCAGUAUAAAGAUGCUUGGGACACUAGUGUCACAGUUGAGGUACUAGUUGGAGACAAACUUGAAACUGUGAGAUUCUUCCAUUGCUGGAAGCGUGGAGUUGAUCGUGUUUUUGUGGAUCAUCCCAUUUUCCUGGAGAAGGUCAUCGGAAAAACCAAAUCCAAGAUUUAUGGUCCUUCUGCUGGAGAAGAUUAUGAGGAUAACCAGUUGCGCUUCAGCAUGUUGUGCCUGGCUGCUUUGGAGGCUCCUAGAGUCUUGAAUCUAAACAGCAACAAGUUCUUCUCCGGACCGUACGGUGACGAUGUUAUCUUCGUUGCUAAUGACUGGCACACUGCUUUGCUUCCAUGCUACCUGAAAACCCUUUACCAACCUAAAGGAAUCUACACCAACGCUAAGGUUGCCUUGUGCAUCCACAACAUUGCCUAUCAGGGAAGAUUUGCAUUUUCAGACUUCUAUCUGCUCAAUCUACCUGAUCAACUCAAGAGCUCUUUUGAGUUCAUUGAUGGGUAUGAGAAACCAGUGAAGGGAAGGAAAAUUAACUGGAUGAAGGCCGGGAUUAUAGAAUCUGACAGAGUUGUAACUGUGAGCCCCUAUUAUGCCAAGGAACUUGUUUCUGGUCCCGAUAAAGGUGUUGAGUUGGACAACAUCCUACGUAUCAUUCCUUUUUGUGUGUCUGGCAUUGUAAACGGCAUGGAUACUCAAGAGUGGAACCCACUGACUGAUAAACAUAUCGACUAUCACUUUGAUAUCUCCACUGUUAUGGAUGCUAAGCCAUUGCUGAAGGAAGCUCUUCAAGCAUUAGUGGGUUUGCCUGUUGAUAAGAACAUUCCUCUCAUUGGAUUUAUUGGCAGACUUGAAGAACAAAAGGGAUCAGAUAUCCUUGUCGCUGCAGUUGAAAAAUUUAUUGGGAUGGAUGUUCAAGUAGUCAUCCUUGGAACCGGGAAGAAGAAGUUCGAGAAGGAGAUUGAGAAACUUGAGGAGUUGUACCCUGAUAAAGCUAGAGGAGUGGCUAAAUUCAAUGUGCCAUUGGCCCAUGCCAUAACUGCCGGUGCUGAUUACAUGUUGGUUCCUAGCAGAUUUGAACCUUGUGGGCUCAUCCAGUUACAUGCCAUGCGAUAUGGAACCAUACCGAUCUGUGCUUCAACCGGUGGUCUGGUGGACACUGUGAAAGAAGGAUACACUGGUUUCCAUAUGGGAGCUUUCAGUGUUGAGUGUGCUGCGGUUGACCCAGAUGACGUGACGAAGAUUGUGAACACAGUGGGCAGAGCUCUUAAUGUGUACGGCACGCCUGCAUUCACUGAAAUGGUAAACAACUGCAUGUCACAGGAUCUAUCUUGGAAGGUGCCUGCAAAGAAAUGGGAAGAGAUGCUACUAAGCUUGGGUGUGGAUGGGAGUGAAGCUGGUAUUGAGGGAGAAGAAAUAGCUCCACUUGCCAAGGAAAACGUUGCCACUCCUUGAAUUCAGAUCUCAUUUCCUUCAUUCCACUACUAACCUAUGGACAAUGGGUGAUUAUAAGUUUUGGUUUCACAAUAAACUUCCUUGCUUACAAGUUUAGUUGUCUUUUUUGUUUAUUAUUGUUUAAAGAGUCCUGUCAUAAUUUUAAAGCAAUCUAGGAUGACAUACAAAAUCAAGAUUCUUAUCUUAUGUAGUUUUGAUGACAUUCGACCGUUCUCUAAAAAAUUGAACUUGGUGAGCUUAUCUACUUAA
Salvia splendens (bonfire salvia) is the source of this 2144-nucleotide messenger RNA. Its product is annotated as granule-bound starch synthase 1, chloroplastic/amyloplastic. NCBI's taxonomy places the organism in Eukaryota, Viridiplantae, Streptophyta, Magnoliopsida, Lamiales, Lamiaceae. Gene Ontology annotation, molecular function: alpha-1,4-glucan glucosyltransferase (UDP-glucose donor) activity. The transcript is spliced from 12 exons. The record is from RefSeq and is a predicted model, not a curated record. The coding region runs from base 90 to 1895 and encodes 601 amino acids.